UCUGACUUUGACGUCUAUAUUGUCAUAAUAGACAUUCUAAGGAAUGGUUUACUAAACUGAUAUUUUUUCUUGGGGGGGAUUCGAGGAUCUAUUUGAAAAAUGGAAGUGCGAAAAUUCAAAGCAAGCAAAAAAUAUCGAAAAUCCCACAAUGACAUAAACAUCAGCCCGAGGUUUGAUUACAAUUUCUAUAAGAGAACUCCGAAGUAUAAUCCAAGAGUAUUGAUUGGUAAUUGGUAUGAAGAAACUAAUAUUCUCAAGAAUCGCGAUCAUCAUUUCCAAACCGAGUACCAACGACAAUUUAGCACGAAAUUGAUGCCACAAAUCAGAAGAUUAUCAAAAGAAAAUGGAAUAAGUAAACAAUUUAGAAACGGUGGUUCGUCGUUCAAGAAAAAAUACCUCGAUGAUCACUAUUUGUCAACAUACGAUGUAUCUUAUCAAUGUAUACCGAACUUACAAGAAAAUUACAGUAAAUCCGAUAUUUUCAUAGAAAAUGCGGAAACAACUGAUCAUGGAAAUAAAACUUUCUCAGAAGUUGAUAUUUUACAAUCAGAAACUGAUCAUUUAGAUGAAGAUUAUUGUUAAUGAUUAAAUCGUCUAUAGGUUUUGUUUUAUUCCUGUUCUAUGAAAUUCUUGACAAUAAAUUAUUCUCUUGAAAAAAGCAAUGUACAAAAAUA
Molecule: messenger RNA, 674 nt
Organism: Diorhabda carinulata
Lineage: Eukaryota; Metazoa; Arthropoda; Insecta; Coleoptera; Chrysomelidae
Exons: 3
Coding region: 100-582 (160 amino acids)
Source: RefSeq, a predicted model, not a curated record